Molecule: messenger RNA, 2182 nt
Organism: Durusdinium trenchii
Lineage: Eukaryota; Dinophyceae; Suessiales; Symbiodiniaceae
Source: the annotation of a GenBank genome assembly
CCAAAACAUUCAUCCCACCCUGUUGAUCUGGCGAAACGCGCGCCAUGCUGUCCAAACUGGCGAAGCUUGGUGGGCCAUUGGACUGUUCGACGUAAGAGCCCUGUGAAGGGGAUGUCCGAAAGAAUCAGGCAUCACACAUGGCCGUGCGAUUUGGGUGGAGGCAGCAAGGCAUGCGGGACACCAAAUGCGAUACACGCAGCAUGUGAAACGCUUGAUGCAGCACCCCAACCGGCAUCCAAGGCGGCUCAAGCCCAUCACCCAGCUAAGUCCGCUGGUCACUGGAGCGGCCAGACCCUCCUCCCUGCUAAAUCGAGCCGGUCGACCUCUUGGUCGACGACUCUGUUCAAGUCAAGGGAACCAGAAGCCUCCUAAGGGCUUCAAGAAGUAUUACGAAAAAGAGCCCACCCAGACUCAGAGCAGAGGAGGCAAGGAGGCGGAAGCGAAGGAGGCGAAGCCUUCGUCCAAGUCAGGCUCCCAGAAGGGGAAGAACGGGAAGGAACCGAAGCCUCCGGAGGGCAGCCCCCAAAGACAGCAGGUCCGACUCCUGCUCCUGACAACUGCUGGCGUGCUGACUGCCAUGGUUGUGGGCCAAGAGAAGAAACCUGAAGGCGAAGAAAUCAUCCUCCAGGAGUUGCUGAGAGAUUAUUUGACCAAGGGCUCAGUGGACAAGAUCCAAAUUGUCAACAAGAGCUUUUGCCGCGUCCAUCUGCGAUCCGACACCACCGUCACCGAGUCGUCGGAAGUUCCGUCCGCUGGAAGUGCUGCGAGGACGUUGAUCAUUCAGUUGGGCAGCCCAGAGACCUUUGAAGCCAAGCUGGAACAGGCUCAACAUGACUUGGGAAUCCCAACGGUGGACUAUGUGCCUGUUCAGUACAUAGAGGAGUCGGAUUGGCGCUCCGACAUUCUGCCUCAUUUGCCCACUGCACUCUUCGUGGUUUUACUCUUCAUGGGCUUAAGCUCCAUGGCCAGCAUGGGCGCCAGUGGCAUGCCGGGCGGUCCGGGUGCAGGCCCAGGGGGGCGGAACAUCUUCAGCAUCGGCAAGGCCUUCCCACAGGGGGCCAAGGACCUGAAGUCCAAGGUGAAGUUCCCUGACGUCGCCGGGUUGGACCAGGCCAAGUCGGAAGUGAUGGAGUUUGUAGACUUCCUGCAGAGCCCCACCAAGUACCAGCAGCUAGGAGCUCGAGUUCCUCGGGGUGGACUUCUUGUUGGUCCACCCGGGACCGGGAAGACCUUGUUGGCCAAGGCAGUUGCUGGUGAGGCAGACGUGCCCUUCUUCUCCAUGAGCGGCUCGGACUUUAUUGAGAUGUUCGUGGGUGUGGGACCCUCGCGUGUCCGUGACCUCUUUCAGCAGGCUCGUGCACAAUCGCCAUCGAUUGUGUUUAUUGAUGAGAUUGAUGCAGUGGGCCGACGGCGUGGGAAAGGCGGCUUUGGAGGUGGCGGCAAUGAUGAGCGAGAGAAUACUCUCAAUCAGCUCCUGGUAGAAAUGGAUGGCUUUUCGUCAGGCACCGGUGUAGUGGUCCUCGCGGGCACCAAUCGCGUGGACAUCCUGGACCCCGCGCUGACGCGUCCGGGGCGCUUCGAUCGGCAAAUUGCCAUUGAGAAGCCCGACCUGGCGGAAAGAGAGCAGAUCUUUAUGGUUCACCUGAAACCCAUCAACCUACAAGAAGGCCUAGCAGUUGAAGAUGUGGCGAAGAGGAUGGCAUCUCUCACACCGGGCUUUGUUGGUGCAGACAUUGCCAACGUUUGCAAUGAAGCAGCCAUUUUCGCGGCAAGGCGAACGGCUGAGCAUGUCGAGAUGCAAGACUUCGAGCAAGCCACGGAGCGAGUCCUGGGAGGUUUGCCGAAGCAGAACGGCCUCAUGAGCCCUGCGGAGAAGAAGACGGUGGCCCUGCACGAGUCAGGUCAUGCGGUGGCAGGCUGGUUCCUGGAACAUGCAGAUCCUCUACUGAAAGUCUCCAUUGUUCCUCGGAGCAGUGGAGCGUUGGGCUUUGCUCAGUAUCUACCGCAAGAGAUGAGCCUUUUCUCCAAAGAGGCCAUCCUCGACAAGAUCGCUGUGGCGCUGGGGGGGUCGCGCGGCGGAGGACCUCUUUGUGAAACGCAUCACCACUGGGGCGUCGGACGACUUGGACAAGGUGACAAAAAUGGCGUACUCCAUGGUAGCUGUCUAUGGAAUGAACGCUGA